AUGGCCAAAGGCUUCAGCGUUGCACAGUUCAAAAUGCUGGAGAAACACGUGUACUUUUUACGUGGUGCCCUGUUCCCUUCGAACACGCCUGACACCAAGGCCAACCAGCUAAUUUUUGAAGGAAGUGACGUUGCCAUGAUAGGCCCCAUCAAAGACUUUCAAGGCGAUUUAGUGGACAACAUUGGCGUCACUGGUUUAGGUAUUGUUGUCGAAAUCAACUCUAUUGUGGAAGAGUGUUGUCAGUACAUGAAGAAAUCACCGGACCAAGACCCCAUCCAAACCACUGUCUUCACAGUCCAACACACUGACUACCAUCCUGUCAUGAAAACGGCUCAAUCCUGUUGGGUUGAAUACAGGGUUCGUCCAACACCAAACCUUGCGAAGAUAGCGGGAUACGUCAAGAUUGGCCGCAAAUGCCAAUUCCACGGGUACAUGCGGGAUUACAAAGAGAGUACAUCGUGCUAUGUUAUUGUUGCAAACAAGGUUCACAUGACUACCGGUUUCCAAGAAAUAGCCACCCAAGCUCCCGCCAGGAACGGCAAUGUUGAGGGCCCCUUUAAGCAACCAAAGAACCAACACCUUCCUGGCAUUUCACUUCGCCAACAGGCUCAGUUGCAGGAAUCACGUCGGCCACCUUCAACACAGCCAGUGCGCAAUUCCCUUUGUCAACACCGUUGUCCAGCACCAUGGUUGGCUCUGGCUCCAGCAAUCAAACCACCCCUGAUGAAGUAG
Messenger RNA from Melampsora larici-populina 98AG31, 732 nucleotides. RefSeq lists its product as uncharacterized. Bases 1 to 732 code for a protein of 243 amino acids. The transcript is spliced from 4 exons. The record is from RefSeq and is a predicted model, not a curated record. Lineage: Eukaryota; Fungi; Basidiomycota; Pucciniomycetes; Pucciniales; Melampsoraceae.